Schistosoma margrebowiei is the source of this 1019-nucleotide messenger RNA. The record is from the annotation of a GenBank genome assembly. NCBI's taxonomy places the organism in Eukaryota, Metazoa, Platyhelminthes, Trematoda, Strigeidida, Schistosomatidae.
CACGUGUUUGUCUAUAUUGUUACUCUAGAAUAAUCUUGCGUGCUAUUAGGUUAUGAACAUGUCUGGUGAUCGUCAAGCAGCUGUUCACCUACCAGUACUCUGGGCCCAGAGGAAUGAUUGCCUCUACAUCACUGUCGUUGUUAGUGAUGUAGUAAAUAAGACUGUUAAUGUUAAAGAUAAUUCCCUAGAGUUUAGAGCGAAAGCAGGCAAAGAUAAACCUAUUGAGUAUGAAGUUAAACUUGACUUUUAUGGAAAUGUUUGUACAGAGGAACCAAAAAUUACUACUUCCGGUCGGGAAGUCUUUAUUUGCAUAAAAAAGAAAGAAAACGGUGCAUGGCCACGUCUACUUUCGCAGAAAACAAAGUGUCCAUGGUUGAAAACAGAUUUUAAUCGCUGGAAAGACGAUGAUGACUCAGAACCUGAUAUGGAUGGAAAUAACUUCUCAAAUAUGUUGUCUCAGAUGUCCAAUUUUGGUGACUAUGGAGGCGACGAUGGUAUAGACGGUGAUCUAGAUUCUGACGAUGAAGGUAGGUUAUUCACUAGUUAUAACGACUCCUAGUCUAAGCCAACAACAGUAGUUCGCCUGUCGACUACUGUCUGUCGCGCCCAAACUUCAUAUAACAGGUGUAUAAAGACGCCGUCUAGUCACUUACAUAUGUAAAGAUCCGCUUGUAAACUGGCUUUAUGAGGGGUUGUCUAUAAAGAAAACACGUGUGGUAUUUACAUAAUACCUAUAACAAAUCUCCCUGACUUAGAAAUGCCAAAUGCAGAUGCUAACAAAUCUGAAGAAAAUGGAACUGAAGAAGAAGCAGAGAAAAAGACACCUGAAGAGGAGGCUUUGCCAGUUAAUUGAGAAGUGAUACAUCAUUCACCCGGUGGUUGUUUGUCUAUGAGCCGCCUGUAUAUGCGCAUUUUACACUUUCACCAUUGACUAUGUUCUUAUUACAGCCUUUUACGAAGUAAUUUUGUUGUUUGUUAAAGCUUUAAUUUCAUCUUAAUUCAGCUAUGUUCAUUGUUUC